Cladocopium goreaui is the source of this 1284-nucleotide messenger RNA. The record is from the annotation of a GenBank genome assembly. Lineage: Eukaryota; Dinophyceae; Suessiales; Symbiodiniaceae.
GCUUUCCCUGAAAAACGCCGUGUCUCCGUGGCCGUGCCAUGGCGCUCUGCAGCGUGGUCCCAGAGCUGCACGGAGACGGCACACGGAGCACGGCGUCCUCCGCGUGGUCCGUGCCCAACGCUGCCGAGGAGCUGUGGCGUGCCCUGCACGCCCCGCUGCGGAUUCGCUGGGAGGUGCCCUUGGGUGGCAACUUCGUUGCUUCGGUGAGUGCCAAGAUUUGCCAGGAAUCCAGCUGGCCACCUAGCCAUGUGCAGUUGCAGCUGAACUGCAAGGAGAGCCCAUCGGCUUCUUGGAGGAAGGACGGCGAGUUCCAUCAGCAAGGAUUGGAGAUUCAGGUUCCCUCGAGCGUCUCCAGCCAGCAGCUGGCGGAGUUGCUCACGGCAUCAUGCGCUCUGGCAGGUUUCAAUGUAGAUGCGCCUGCUCCAUUGUCGCCUCAAGAGCUACAUGCACCCACAACGCCUCCGGACGUCAUUGACCAGUGCGAGGAGCGCAAGAUCUCCCAAUUGCAGUGCUUGACACAGUGGCACCACGACGUUUGCGGCCACCAUGCGCUCUUCAACCUGCGUUGCCUCCUGCGCAACGAACUGGAAUCUUUGACCGACGAACAACGCUUCUGGCGACAGGUCAUUGCAGAUAUUCAGCGCUUGGCAAAGUUUGGCGAAGUCAGUGGCAGUUGGCCGAAGAGUCGAGUGGUGGGUGGCGUGGCAGAUGAGGUGCAUUUGAGGCAUUUGGUGCAGCAGGACGACGAUUUGCGAGGUCAGAUUACUCUGGCAUCGUCCCUUGAAAGUUUGAAGGAGGCACUCCACUCAUUGCGCCUCCAAAGCGGCCAAGCUCAUGGAUUUCUCUUGGGAGCGGCCACGCAUUGGUACAGUGCAGCUGUGGUGCCCGCAGACGAUCCUCGGAUCUACUUCUUUGACUCCUACAACGUGCCGGUGCUGAGUCUGAAGACCAACGAGGACAUCGACCAAGUGGUGGAUGAGUUGUUGAUUGAAAGUCGAAGUCACAGCAUGGAACGGUUGAAACGCGAUCCGUCCUGGACUCAUCGUCCGAAAGAUCACAUCGAAGAAGCUCUGGAAAAAGGUGUUGAGGAGUGGUGGAAAGGCGUCCGAAAGGCUUCAAUGUUUUGGCUGCAUAAACCAUUGGAGGUGCGAAGGGAACUGAAACGUAUGGAUCUCUGCUUGGUGCGAGAUUUCCUGCAGCUUCUGCUGGGAUGGCUGAGAGAUCAAAUCGGAUCAUCACUGUGUCCGCCCUCUGAGGUACAAGCCGGUGAACAUUGAUUUUUAC